CUGCAGAGUUCAGAAAUCCGAAAUUAGAAAUCACAAUACAUCUCUUCGCGCCUUUCUCUCUCUAUCUCUCAAGACUCGAAAAUAAAACUAGCAUCUCUCUCUCUAGAGACUCCAAAAUAAAACUAGCACCUGUCCCUCUCUCUCUCUAAAGUUGUGAAGAAAACCGAAGUAUUAUAGAGAUGGAGAGCAACGUGCCAGCAAUAACUAAGAGAGUAUGGAACAUGGUUCGCGUUGCCUUCUUCAUGCUGAGAAAAGGCAUAUUCAAGGGCAAAAUCGUGAUGGACCUUAACAUGAUGCUCAAACGCCGCGGAAAGCUCGCCGGGAAGGCCAUCGCCAACCUCGUGUUCCACCACCUCCACCACGGCAGCUCCGCCUCCUCCCACGACCCCCACCUGCAGUUCUCCGCGGCAGGCGAGUACGAGUUCAGCUGCGGCAACACUCCCAACUACAGCUUCUUCCCGACCAAGCGCCAUAAUCGCCGCCACAGCCACAAUCCCUUCUUCGCAUGUGCUCACGCGCCUCUCACUCAGGACGACGACAUGGUGGCUGUCAGCAACGCGCUUAAGGUGGCGUUGGAGAUGCUGGAUAACAAUAAUUGUUCUUACAACAACUAUAAUAAGGACGAGGUGGAGGCGUCGCCGGCGCUUCCCGGGUUCGGAAGGAGUCCGAUGGUGAGGCAGCUGCGGGUGACAGACUCGCCCUUCCCGGUGCAAGACGACGACAGGGAUCACCAGGUGGACAAGGAGGCGGAGGACUUUAUAAAGAGGUUUUACAAGGACCUGAGGAAGCAAGCUUGAACCUAAUAUUCAUGAGACAUUAUCUCCACCGUGUUCAUUAAUAAUGAUGUUGUUAAUUAGCAUAAAGCCAGUGUGAAUUUUUCAGACAUGGAUCAUAGACUUUGUUUUGGCAAAUAAUAAUGAUAAUAAUCUGGACAUGGAUAUGUUGAUACU
Molecule: messenger RNA, 950 nt
Organism: Prosopis cineraria
Lineage: Eukaryota; Viridiplantae; Streptophyta; Magnoliopsida; Fabales; Fabaceae
Exons: 1
Coding region: 180-797 (205 amino acids)
Source: RefSeq, a predicted model, not a curated record